GGGAGGGCGCUGCCGGGGAAGUCACUCCCAUCCCAGGCGCAGUCAGCCUGUCUGUCCGGAGGAGGCGCGCGGACGGAGCCAUUCAUGCUUCUGCGGUUCGGGAGGACGCGUGGCGGAGGAUGCAGACACCCCGAGAGUGAAGCCACCCCGAAAGCCCAGAGGAGGGUCCGCAUGUGCCGCUGGUUCCCCCGGAGGAUCGAUUCUCGAAGACCCGGUGGCUCUCUGCGCGCAGGCGGGCGGGCGGGCGCGCGGCGGUGACGCGUUGCGCUAAGCGAGGAGUCUUGCACCAUCUGACUUUAACUGGAGAAGCAUUGUCUAAGUCCAGGUCUGCGUCGCACUCAGAAGGUGUGUCUGGUGUUACCCCGGCGGGCUGGCUCACCCACAACAACCCCAGUACGAUGUAGACGGGGGAGAAAGGAGGCAGCAGAAGAGCCUGAAGACGGAGUGCACAGACGGAACGGCGAGCUGGAGGAGGAGCAGCCGCAGCUGAAGAUAAGGAGUGAAAGACGUCCGUGAAUCAUUGACCAGAACGGCCGGUUCACCUUGCUCUCGCUGUGGAGGCGGAUCCCGAUCUCAGCUGUCAGAGUCUCUAGAAUUCCCAGAAUUCACCUGUGAGUAGCUUUAGUACCCGACGGAAGCGCUGCCAGCAUGUGCCAUGUCAUUGUCACCUGCCGUUCCAUGCUGUGGACCCUGCUGAGCAUCGUGGCCGCCUUCGGCGAGCUCAUCGCCUUCAUGAGCACGGACUGGCUGGUGGGAUAUCCCCGCACGCCCGAUGCCGUUUUCGGCCCCCAUGGGGCCACCGCCGCAGGGGAAGCUUACAGGCCCACGUUGGGCAUCUACGGCCGCUGUAUAAAACUGCCCCACAUGCAGCGGGGGAUCCUGUGCGGACCGUACGCCGUUCACUUCGGGGAGAUCGCCAGCGGGUUCUGGCAGGCCGCGUCCAUCUUCCUGGCGGCGGGGAUCCUACUGCUGUGCGCUGUGGCCUUCAUCUCCGUCUUCACCAUGUGCUUCCAGAGCAUCAUGAAGAAGAGCAUCUUCAACGUUUGUGGACUGCUGCAAGGCAUCGCAGGUCUGUUCCUGAUUCUGGGUCUGAUGCUGUACCCCGCUGGCUGGGGUUCCGACAAAGUCCAGCUGUACUGCGGUCCAGAUUCGGCGCCGUACCGCGCCGGCCUCUGCUCCAUGGGCUGGGCCUUCUACACUGCAAUGGGCGGCACCUUGCUCACCUUCAUCUGCGCCGUCUUCUCAGCUCAGGCCGAGAUCGCCACGUCCAGUGACAAAGUUCAGGAGGAGAUAGAGGAGGGCAAGAGCCUGAUUUGUCUCCUCUGAGUCUCCAUUUGUGCUGGGAGAGCCUCAGACGGAGGCAGUAGGGCGGGCGGGGAGGAGCAGAUCUGCACCCCUCCCGUCGUUUACCACUAAAACUGACUCCCGGUUCGUCUCUGUCCUGUGUUUAUGUGGGAGAAAUCUUCGAGUGCCAAGCCGUUUUGUUGUGUUCCGACACAGGAGGUGCUGCGUCUGUGACUGACCGUCACCACACGCUCUGUAAAUAAAUGUGAUUCCAUGUAUUUUGUGCACGGUUUCGAUGGCGAGCUCCAUCAAGGCGGCGCUCACGACAUCACUCUUGCCACUCUGGAAAAAAGAAAAGCACUGGUGUUUUGGGCUGCCAGAUCACGACCAGCGGAUCUUCGGACUGCCACGUGUGAGGAUCCACUCGGCAAAGGAACCACUAUUCAGUCAGAAUAAGCGGAGAGUAGAUGUUUUUGUUUUGUUUUUAAUUUUUCUAAAGCUUACAGAAUGUACCGUUCGUGUUUGUAGACCUUUGAAAUGUAUCUGUGGACAGGAACCUUUGGGAGGACGUGAAGGAAGGGAAACCCAUUUCUGUAGAUGAGAUGGUUCUGGUUCUCCUUCAUGUGAUCUGUGCAGAAACACGGACCGAGCGAUGAAUAAAUGAAGUAUUGCGGUUUUGUAGUAUUGUGUGUUUUCAGGGAGUGUGUGCCAAGGUGAUGGAUACUGUGCCGUCUGUUCUCACUCGUUUCUGUCAAAACAAAUAAAGAGAAGGGAAGAUGAA
Messenger RNA from Oryzias latipes (Japanese medaka), 2065 nucleotides. It is a transcript of the gene lhfpl2a, whose product is annotated as LHFPL tetraspan subfamily member 2a. Lineage: Eukaryota; Metazoa; Chordata; Actinopteri; Beloniformes; Adrianichthyidae. Gene Ontology annotation, cellular component: membrane. The record is from RefSeq and is a predicted model, not a curated record.